Messenger RNA from Zonotrichia leucophrys gambelii, 1307 nucleotides. It is a transcript of the gene PROCA1, whose product is annotated as protein interacting with cyclin A1. The record is from RefSeq and is a predicted model, not a curated record. Gene Ontology annotation, biological process: arachidonate secretion; phospholipid metabolic process. The coding region runs from base 1 to 1233 and encodes 410 amino acids. Gene Ontology annotation, molecular function: A2-type glycerophospholipase activity. The transcript is spliced from 4 exons. Lineage: Eukaryota; Metazoa; Chordata; Aves; Passeriformes; Passerellidae.
AUGCCGGGAGCAUCGUUCUCCCGUCGGGGGCCGCUCCGGGCCGGGGGCUGUGCGGGGCGGGCGCGUCACGGGGCGGGGGUUUGUGGCCGGCUCGUUACCGGCCCCGGCACAUCACCCCACCGGCUGCCACAGCAACGGGGCCGGUCCCACGGCAGGGCUGAGCCCUUUCCCGCGGGACGUGCGGCGGGAGCGGCGGCAGCGCCCCGGCUCUGCGGGACCCUCCGCGCCGUGCCGGGCCGUGCCAAGCCGUGCCGGGCCGCCCCGCGUGGGCGGGCUGCGCUGCUCUAUAAGGCGGCCCCACGGCGGAGAGCGGCGCGGUGCCAUGUGCGCCCCGGGGCUGCUCUGCCGCCUCCUCCUCCUCCUCCUCCUCUUCUUCCUCCUGCUGCCGCCUGCCCCGGAGCGGCCCAGCCGGGACGGCCCCGCGCCCGCCGCGGGCUCACCUACCCCGGGACGCUGUGGUGCGGGGCGGGCAGCAACGCGGACAGCUACGAGCAGCUGGGGGAGCACCGGGACACGGAUCGCUGCUGCCGGGAGCACGACCACUGCCAGCACGUCAUCCACCCGUUCACGGCGCGCUACGGCUACCGCAACCUGCGCUGGCACACCAUCAGCCACUGCGACUGCGACCUCCGGUUGAAGCAGUGCCUGCGGCGGGUGAACGACACGGCCUCGCGCGCGGUGGGCCAGGCCUUCUUCAACGUCAUCCAGGUGCCCUGCUUCGAGUUCACCUACAGGGAGGAGUGUGUGGAGCCCUAUCUCUAUGUCUGGUGCAGGGCGUACAACACGGUGGCUGUGGCGGUGCCCCGAGAGCCGGUGCUGUAUGAGUUUGGGGGAGAGCUCAUCGACAGGGCAGCCAGGCCCAGGGGAGUCCCCCUGAGCCCCCCGUGGGAUCAUCAUGAGCUCCCAGGGGAUCAUCACACCGGGACAGCCCCCAAGGCAGGCAAGAAAGAGAGGAAGAGGAAGAAAGAUAAGAAGAAUAAGGGGAAAGGUCUGAAAAAGAAAGGCUCUUCUGAAAAGAGGGUGCGGAGCCAUCCUGCUGGCCCUGCUGAUCCCUGGGCCCUGCUGCCAUCAUCCAACACCAUCCUGAGCGAUGCCCCAGCACGGGAGGGAGCGGGCAGGGAGCCAGUGCCAGCCACUCCCUCCCCUGUCCCCACCACCAGCGGGAAGAGGAGGAGGAAGGAGAGGAACAGAAAGAAGAGGCUGAAAAGUAAAACUGAGGCUGAGCCUGCAUGAGAGCUGCAGCUCUGAGUCCUCCCUGAGCCCUGCACGGGUCCUGGCUGUGAAAUAAAUUCACAUCUGCUCAAGCA